GCUCGUUAUAAACACAUGAUAAAAGAGGUGAUAUGUUUUAUGAUCAACGUUGCAAGCAUCGUGGCGUUUUAAACAGUUUUAUCACUUAUAUACAAUACGUAUAAUUAAUUGUACAUGAAAACAAUGUGACGUUUAAGAGAUGAUUAUUAUUAUCUUAUACUAAGAUAAAAGAUGCUAAAUAGUUUACAUGAUUAAUGAUUGUAUAUGUAUUUAUUGUAAACAUUAUUUUGUGCGUCUAUUUUACGUAAGCAAACGAUAUGACAACCCCUAAGUGUGAAGAUGCUGGACCUUUAAAAGAAUGGGCACCACCUACUGCACUUCUAGAAAGCAUUCCUGCAAGAACAGCAAUUGGUUUAUUCAAUCAUGAUAUUAAUUUUACUUGUAUUGCUGCAUUAUGUGAUUUCAUUGCUGUAGGAACUAAUUCUGGUGCUGUUUACUGGUACAAUAGGGAAACACAUGAGACUACCAAACUUAGUUGCUGGUGUGUAAAUACACCAAUCACUUGUUUGCAAAUAGUAUCAACCGUUGAUUACAUGGUUGCAGCUGGUAGCGAAAAAGGAGUUAAAAUUUUUCGAAUACCUAAAGUUAUUCCUGAUUCAGUACCUGAAAGAAUAAAACCAAAGGAGAAAAAAAAGAUUCUACAAAAUUCUAUAAAUUUACACAAAGAUACAGUGACGGCAUUAGAAUGGUCAAAAAAUGGCAUGCAUUUAUUUAGUGGAGAUGAAAAUGGUUUAGUAGUAGUAGCGGACUUCGAUUAUUACAAUAAUACCCUUGAAGUUAGUAAAUUGUGCAAUGAAAAAUAUCCCAUUGUACAAUUGAGUUGUCAUCGCGGAUUAUUAUUAAUUUCAACUACAUUACGUACCAUUUUAUUAGACAGAUGUGACAAUAAUAGAGUUACGCAAAUUGGCCAAAGGGAACGUAAAAAUUUAGGUCCAUUUGGUGCCAUAUUUCGGCACAGUUAUACGAGAAAGUUUAUUAUUUAUGCUACUAGACCAGGCUUUAGAAUAUGGGAAGCAGAUCGAAAGGGAACAGUAUUAAAAACUCUUAUGUUUAAGGAUGCAAUUAAGUUUAACGAAGCAUAUGUAAAAUUAUUAAAUCCUGCUCCAGAAAGUGUAAGAAAUAGUCGAACGGAGACAGCAUUCGGCACAUUGUUGCAAUUUAAUGAAGAUUAUUUAAUAACAUAUAACAGUGAUAUAAUAUAUAUCGUAAAUCCAAAUAACAUUACUGUAACAGCUGUAACGGAUGUACGUAGAGUUACUAACGUUGCUUGUACUAAAGAAGAAAUAUUUAUUGUCGAAGGAGACAGAAAUAUUAUACGUAUUUCAUACUACCCCGAUACUACGGCUAAAGAUGUCAUGUCUUUUCCUGCUUUAAGUCAGUCGAGGACUGCCGGUUUACUUGAACUUACUACUAUAAUUGCGGAAAGUAAAGUUCUUCCAGUUUUGUCGUUCUCCAAAAAGAAACAAAAAAACGAAACUUCAUCUACGUCUAUUACAUUGAAUGAUAAUACUAGUAUGGAAGCAAAUUCUAUAACAGACGCAGAAGAAGCUGUGGAAAUACCAUCUGUCUUUUCAGUAGAUUUUAGUACAGACUCGCAAAUGGAUCUUAAUAAACAAAACAAAAAAGAGGAGGAAGAAAAUAAACAAAAUUUAAGGAGACAAAUAUUUGAAAAAAUUAGCGAACAAGAUUUUGAAGACGUUGUUUUCACGCCGGAAAAGAAAAAUAAGAAAUUACGUAGUAAAUCGCAAAAUAGAAAUAAAUCUGAAGUAUCGACUUCUGAUGAAAUUUCGAAAGCAUCUUUUCCUUCACGAAUUGAAGGAAUACAAACAUUUAUGUCGACAAGUAUUGAUGAUAAGCUUAUGGUACCAUCCCCGAGAGAUUUGGAAUCAAUUCAACGAGACGUUGAAGAUAAAGAAAAAUUACUUGCACAUAUGCUCGAUUUUGAUUUAAUUAGUUCUAAGAAGAACAUCGACGCUGCUAAUAAAAGUAUUGAUAUCAUUACUGAUCCUUCUAGUACUAUUUCAUGCUCUAUUGUAGGUAUUGAAUCGAAUAAUGUUAAUCUAAGCAAUGAGUUUCCUGAUUGGGACCGUAAUCACUCGCAUAUUGGAAAUCAUGAAAAUGAAUAUAAUCAAAGCAAUAAUAACAAACCUGUUGAAUCGGGGGAUGACGAAGUCAGCUAUCAAACAGUGUUAGAAACAUUUAAAAGACUUGUAGAAACUAAUAAAAAACUAACUAAAAGUAAAUUAACAUUUGAUGAAGAUAUUGCUAAAACACCUGCUAAAAUAGAGAAUAUUGAAGCUAACUAUCAAAAGGCACUUAAAAUGUUAGAAGAAUAUGAAUUAAGUAAUGAAAAAUUAAUUGAUAAAGUACCAACUGAGUCAGGGGAUGACAAAGCUAGCAAUGAAACGGAAUUUAAAAAGUUAGAAAAUAUUUCAGGAGGUAGUGAAGGAAUAACAAAAUGUAUAUUAAGGAAUAAAGAAUUAGUAGACGAUAUACUAGCUGAAUCAGAGAAUGAUGAUACCAGCUAUAUAAUAGACUUAGAAAAAUUAAAGAAACUUUUGGGAAUUGCUAAAGAAAUAACAACAAAUAAAUUAAGAAUUAAAGAAUUACUGGAUAACUCAUGUGAUGAAUCAAGGAAUGAUGAAACCAAUAGCUAUCAAACAGUUAUAGAUAAGUUAGAGGUGCUUCUUGAAACUAGUAAAGAUAAAAAAAGAAGUAAAUUAAUCAUUAAGGAAUUAAAGGACAAUAUAUCUGAUGAAUCAAAGAAUGAUAAAAUCAGUUAUCAAACAAUAAUACAAAUAUUUAAGAAGCUUGUAGAAACUAAUAAAGAAAUAACAAUUGACGAAUAUACUGUUAACAUACAUGCUAAAUUAGCGAAUGAUGUAGCCAACCAUCAAACUGCUUUAAAAAUGUUACAAGAGUUUGAAAAAAGUAGUAAAAAACUAACUACAAGCGAAUUGGAGAGUGAAAAAUUAAUUGAUAAUGCAUGUGCUGAAAUAAAAAAUGAAAAAGCCUCCUAUCAAGUAGUGUUAAAAAUGUUAGAUCUGCUCAUAUUAACUUCUAAAAAACUACAAAAAAAUAAAUUUAAAAAUGAUGAAUUAAUUGAUAACACACCUACCAAGUCAAGAGAGAAUAAAAUUGACUAUGGCACGGAAUUAACAAAAUUAGGAGAGCUUUUAAAAAGUAGCGAAGGAAUAACAAAAUGUAAAUUAAAAAUUAAAGAAUUCAUUGAUAAGGCACCUGUUGAAUCAGGGGAUGAUCAAAACUGUUAUAAAGCGAUAUUAAUAAUGUUAGAAGUGCUUGAAGAAUGUGCUAAAGAAAUAGCAAAAAAUAAAUUAAAGAACGAUCUAUUAUUUGGCAAUGCGUCCGAUGAGUCAGAAUAUGAUAAAAUUACUUAUGAUAUGGUGUUAAAAAUAUUAGAGGAGAUUCGUGAAUUUAGUAAAAAAGAAAAAAAAACUAAAUUAAUAAGCGAAAAAUUACUUGAUAAGGCAUCUGCUGAAAUAGAGAAUGACGAAGCCGUUCAUCAAAUGGAAUUUAAAAAAUUAGAAGAGCUUGAAAAAAAUAGUAAAGAAUUAAUAAAAAGUAAAUUAAAGAGCGCGGAAUUAAUUUCCCUGGAAGAUUUACAAGAUGUUACGCACGAACGAACGACUCGAGCCACCAACAGUGACUCAAGCUGGAGUGAUCUUGAAAUCGAUUUAGCAGUAUUAAAUGAAAGUAUAACAGCAUCGAACAUUUCUGAAGACGAAGACUGGGUUUUGGUUCAUAAACAUUCCCCAAAGAUCGAUAAGGAUCAAAUUAAAUGAGAAUCGUAAAAAAAUUUACUUUUUUAUUGUUUUUUUUUUCGGAUAAAUUAAUUUUUAAACGAUCCUAUCUCCUCGUGUACAAUCUUGCAUUUAUAAUAGAAUAGAUCAAAAAUGAGGAAGUCACAUAUUUUGUGUACAUGACGAACACGAUUUUUAAUUACAAAAAACAUUUUUUUUGUUUUCUUUGUAAUAAUCUGUGUUAUAU
Polistes dominula (European paper wasp) is the source of this 4008-nucleotide messenger RNA. RefSeq lists its product as uncharacterized. The record is from RefSeq and is a predicted model, not a curated record. Gene Ontology annotation, molecular function: protein binding. Lineage: Eukaryota; Metazoa; Arthropoda; Insecta; Hymenoptera; Vespidae.